CAGCUUUUUAGUUUCUUUUUCGGUUGUUCUCCCGCACCUAAAAUAAACACAAGAAGAAAAAACUCAUUUGGGUCACCGAACCAAAACCUACGCUGCUUUUGAAUUUUCUCAGGUCGACGAAAACGAAGGCACUAUUGAUAAGCGGUUUUGAGAAAUUGUUAAAUAUUACCUCCUUUUUUAAUUCAAAACGCAAUUUCCCCUCUUCUCUUCACGUUUUUUUUUCGGGCGAUCACGGGGGUUUUAGCACCUCUUCCUUUGAUUUCUGUGCCAAGAGAUUUUGCAUGUGAGAAGAAGCUAUAUUGUUUCGUGCUCGCGUGAUCUCUUUCGUGCUUUUGAUUCAACCAGGUUCCUGGCUUCUUCACUGUCAGGAGGCCUGAGAGGAACCCAGUGACUUACUCCUGCAUCUACAAUCACAAGUUUGUAGAAGAUAUGGGUAUCUUUUCACGGAGUUCGAUUAGUAGGAAAUCAAAAGAUGGAAUGAAAAUCAUUGCAACUGCAUUUUUCGGAGUAAUGUUCGGAUUUCUGAUUGGAAUAUCUUUUCCAUCAUUAUCAAUCACUAAGGUGAGUCUCCCAACAAACUUUCUUCCUUCAAACGGUAUCUCAUAUAUAGAGGAAAAGGGUUCCACAAUUGCAACUCCAGAUAGUCAUAAAUCUUGGUCAUCAUCAAAGAGUAACGACAGCAGCUCAUCUGGUCCAGUUGACAAAUCAAAGAUAUGGGUUCCUUCAAAUCCUCGUGGCGCUGAAAGAUUGCCACCGGGUAUGAUUGCAGCUGAAUCAGACUUCUAUUUGCGCAGAUUAUGGGGCUUACCGCAUGAGGAUUUGACCAGCCAACCAAGAUACCUCGUGACGUUUACUGUGGGUAUAAAUCAGAAGGAAAACAUCGAUGCUUGUGUCAAGAAGUUUUCAGAGAACUUCACUAUUGUCUUGUUUCAUUAUGACGGCCGGGUAACUGAAUGGGAUGAGUUUGAAUGGUCCAAGACUGCUAUACACAUUAGUGUGCGAAAGCAAACAAAAUGGUGGUAUGCAAAGAGGUUUUUGCACCCUGAUAUUGUAGCAAGAUAUGAUUAUAUAUUCAUCUGGGACGAAGACCUUGGGGUUGAACAUUUUAAUGCAGAAGAGUACAUAAAGCUUGUGAAGAAGCAUGGCCUGGAGAUUUCCCAACCUGGUUUGGAACCAAACAAGGGGUUGACAUGGCAGAUGACAAAGAGAAGAGGAGAUCUUGAAGUCCACAAGAUAACAGAAGAAAAACCUGGAUGGUGCUCAGAUCCUCAUCUCCCUCCAUGUGCUGGAUUCGUGGAGAUCAUGGCUCCUGUAUUUUCAAGAGACGCCUGGCGAUGCGUGUGGCACAUGAUCCAGAAUGAUUUGGUUCACGGUUGGGGACUUGACUUUGCACUCAGAAGAUGUGUUGAGCCUGCACAUGAGAAAAUAGGUGUAGUAGAUUCUCAGUGGGUCGUUCAUCAAACCGUCCCUUCCCUUGGCAGCCAAGGUGAGGCAACAGACGGGAAAGCGCCAUGGCAAGGGGUUAGGGACAGAUGCAAAAAGGAAUGGACCAUGUUCCAGAGUAGAAUGGCUAACGCAGAGAAGGAUUAUUUCAAGUCCUUACAAGUUGAAGGCUCCUCUAAUUCAACAGCAACAACCAUUUGAUAGGAGAGUUGUUAAGUAGCCAGACCGUGACGCUGACAGAUUCAGUUCACAAACGAUCUUGCAUUUACAUAUAGAGUUUGUAUAUGUUAAUGUAGUGGAUACUCCAUCUCUUGUUAGCCUACAACAAAAUAUUCCAUCAAAUAAACAAAAAUGAUGCACAAUAUCACAAUAUUGAUCAA
Messenger RNA from Brassica napus (rape), 1823 nucleotides. RefSeq lists its product as uncharacterized. Lineage: Eukaryota; Viridiplantae; Streptophyta; Magnoliopsida; Brassicales; Brassicaceae. The coding region runs from base 430 to 1644 and encodes 404 amino acids. The record is from RefSeq and is a predicted model, not a curated record. The transcript has 15 exons.